AUGGAUUUAGUCAUCACCAAUAAUGGCACUGACAAUAUAGCUCUACUUGCCGGAUAUGGCAACGGUACAUUUGCAAGCGCAAAAAUGUAUUCAACUGGAUCUUCUUCAUCAAUCUCCAUUGCCAUAGGUGAUUUAAACAAAGAUAAUCGUUUAGACAUUACCUUCAUCAACAAUGAUACGGGCACUAUAGGUAUUAUGCUUGGCUAUGAUGAGUUUUUUCCAAUUCAAACGACAUAUUCAACUGACCUUGCACCGUACUCUGUAGCUAUUGGUGAUUUCAACCAUGACACCCGAUUAGAUAUCGUAGUUGCUAAUAGGGAUAGCAACACUGUAGGUGUACUUCUCGGAUAUGGAAAUGGUUCUUUUGCUGAUCAGAUGACAUAUUCAACUGACUCUUUGCCAUUCUCUGUAGCUGUUGGUGAUUUUAACAACGACACUCUAUUGGAUAUUGUCGUUGCUAAUAAUCGUGACCAGACUGUAAGUAUCCUUCUCGGAUAUGGUGAUGGCUCCUUUGCAAAUCAAACGAAGUAUUCAACUGGCUCUGAGCCAGUCUCUGUAGCUGUUGGUGAUUUUAACAACGACACCCAUCUGGAUAUCGUCGUCGCCAAUUCCAAUGGCGGCACUGUAAGUGUACUUUUAGGAUAUGGAAAUGGCUCUUUUACAGAUCAAACGACAUAUUCAACUGGCUCUCAGCCAUGGUCUGUAGCUCUUGGCGAUUUUAAUAAUGACGUCCAACUGGAUAUCAUCGUUGCUAAUUCGGGUGACAAUACUAUAAGUGUACUUCUCGGAUAUGGCAAUAGUUCUUUUGCAAAUCAAACGACAUAUUCAACUGGCUCUAUCCCAUACUGUGUAGCUGUAGGUGAUUUUAACAAUGACACCUAUCUGGAUAUCGUCGUCGCUAAUUCGGGUGAUAACACUAUAAGUGUACUUCUCGGAUACGGUGAUGGCUCUUUUGCAAAUCAAACAACAUAUUCAACUGGUUCUGCGCCAAGCUCUGUAGCUGUUGGUGAUUUUAACAACGACACCCAACUGGAUAUCGUCGUUGCUAAUUUUGGUGGCAACACUGUAAGUGUCCUUCUUGGAUAUGGCAAUGGCUCUUUUGCAAAUCAAACGACAUAUUCAACUGGCUCUGCGCCACAGUCUGUAGCUAUUGGUGAUUU
Messenger RNA from Rotaria sp. Silwood1, 1160 nucleotides. The record is from the annotation of a GenBank genome assembly. Lineage: Eukaryota; Metazoa; Rotifera; Eurotatoria; Philodinida; Philodinidae.